Molecule: messenger RNA, 1018 nt
Organism: Sorex fumeus (smoky shrew)
Lineage: Eukaryota; Metazoa; Chordata; Mammalia; Eulipotyphla; Soricidae
Gene: RPS2
Product: ribosomal protein S2
Exons: 6
Coding region: 105-986 (293 amino acids)
Biological process (GO): translation
Cellular component (GO): ribosome; cytosolic small ribosomal subunit
Molecular function (GO): RNA binding; structural constituent of ribosome
Source: RefSeq, a predicted model, not a curated record
GCGCGGCCCGGGGCGGGAAUCCGCCGACAUCCGCGCCUGUGGGAGGGUCCGGGCACUGUCGGCCGCAGGGUCCACUCAGGGGCCGUCUCUUGUCUCUCUAGCAAAUGGCGGAUGACGCCGGUGCUGCGGGAGGGCCCGGAGGCCCGGGGGGCCCCGGCAUGGGAAAUCGCGGCGGUUUCCGCGGAGGUUUCGGCAGCGGCCUGCGGGGGCGUGGCCGCGGCCGUGGACGUGGUCGCGGGCGCGGCCGCGGGGCCCGUGGAGGAAAGGCCGAGGACAAGGAGUGGAUCCCCGUCACCAAGCUGGGCCGCCUAGUCAAGGACAUGAAGAUCAAGUCGCUGGAGGAGAUAUAUCUCUUCUCGCUGCCCAUCAAGGAGUCGGAGAUCAUCGACUUCUUCCUGGGCCCGGCGCUCAAAGACGAGGUGUUGAAGAUCAUGCCGGUGCAGAAGCAGACGCGCGCCGGCCAGCGCACUCGCUUUAAGGCCUUCGUCGCCAUCGGGGACUAUAACGGACACGUGGGUCUGGGGGUGAAGUGCUCCAAGGAGGUGGCCACUGCCAUUCGGGGGGCCAUCAUCCUGGCCAAGCUCUCCAUCGUGCCCGUGCGGCGAGGCUACUGGGGGAACAAGAUUGGCAAACCCCACACCGUCCCUUGCAAGGUGACAGGCCGCUGUGGGUCAGUGCUGGUGCGCCUCAUCCCUGCGCCCAGGGGCACUGGCAUCGUGUCCGCCCCAGUGCCCAAGAAGUUGCUGAUGAUGGCUGGGAUUGACGACUGCUACACCUCAGCCAGGGGCUGCACUGCCACCCUGGGCAACUUUGCCAAGGCCACGUUUGAUGCCAUCUCCAAGACCUACAGCUAUCUGACUCCAGACCUCUGGAAGGAGACCGUAUUCACCAAGUCCCCGUAUCAGGAAUUCACGGACCACCUGGUGAAGACCCAUACCAGAGUCUCUGUGCAGAGGACCCAGGCUCCAGCAGUGGCCACCACAUAAGCUUUUAAAUAAAGCCAAAUUGACAAAGUUGA